Didymodactylos carnosus is the source of this 996-nucleotide messenger RNA. Lineage: Eukaryota; Metazoa; Rotifera; Eurotatoria; Philodinida; Philodinidae. The record is from the annotation of a GenBank genome assembly.
AUGCAAUCCCACACGGUCGAAUUGAACGAUGUUUUCGAUAAAUUGAGAUCAAAUCCGAAUCUAUCAAAUGAAAGUAAUGUUAAUGCAACAACAGCUAAAAUUAUUCAAGAGAAACUUGAUGAAAAAGAAAAUGCUGAAAAUUUGGAAGCUGAAAAGAUACUUCAUGAUGAAAAAAAGAAAUCUGUAAUGGGAUGGUGUUCAAUUGAUGAUCAAGUUUUUUGUAAUCGACAAUUGGUUAAUAAUGAAGAUAGAGUAAUUGAAUGUCAAUUAAGUGAAGCUGAUUGGAAUUUCUGGUUAGAGCUUAUUGAAAAAUAUCUGGAGCCAAUUAAACUUGAUGAUGCAACAAAAAAGAAAACUCAUUUCAAAUUAACAGAAUUUCGUAAUGGAAUAGUUAGAAGCCAUCCAUCGCGGACAUCCGCACAAUUUCAAAUUGCUGUUAUUUCUGAUAAAGUAGAAUUUCAAAUUAAAAUUUAUCUUGGUGAUAGAUAUUUACGUGUUGAUUAUUUAACAUUAAUCCUAUUGUUCUUUUAUUUAGUGCAAAUUCUAUUACAAAUCAUUGGUCUUUUAUACCAUAGACUUGGCACAGUAUUGGAAUUACUUUCUAUAGUUACUCUGAGAUCUGAUAGAGAUCGAUUGGAUAAACAAUUAGAUGAAGAAGACAGUCGUUAUCAUUCUUUAGUUCAAACAAAUCAAAGUAAUCAGCCAGGAAAUCAUUUUAUGCAAAUGAAUAGUAUUUAUGUUCAAUUACCAAAAUAUAAUUUGCUUAGAGAUUUAUACAACAAAUAUAAACUUAUUGAAGAAUUACAUCAAGCAGAGGAAAGAAUUAGAAAACAACAUCCAACAAUUGGCCGUUUUUAUAAGAAAAGGAUGUCAAAAACUGCACAACAACUGUUCAAACAAGAACAACAAAUGGACAUCACAAAUCGAGAAGCAUGGCACCGUCCUCCAAAUGCACCUUCUCAAUUUCAUAUGAAUCCAGUGUACGAUAGUUUCUGA